Rotaria sp. Silwood1 is the source of this 2107-nucleotide messenger RNA. NCBI's taxonomy places the organism in Eukaryota, Metazoa, Rotifera, Eurotatoria, Philodinida, Philodinidae. The record is from the annotation of a GenBank genome assembly.
AUGUUAGCUUUCGGUAUAACCAUUGGAGAAUCUAGUAAUAUUUCAUCGAAAAAUAUAAAUGAUAUGCAGAUGUUGUUAUCAAGCUUCGUUGAUAAUUUUCCUUAUCCAGAACGAUAUGUUGUCCAAAAUAUCCAUUGUGCUAAGCACUUUGUAACAACAAUAGAAGAUUUUGGUCCCUAUUCAAUUAUAGUACUUUCAAUUAUGAAAGCACCAUUGGUAAUAUCCUGUCUGAGCGAUGAUUCUCAUUGAAUUUUUCUGCUUUGUCCUCUCUACAGGAUAUUUAUCAGCAUCAGUUCAUGGUACAAAACGACUUGCUACUGAACUUAUGUUAAACCUUCAAUUAUUUAAACAAAGUUAUUUUGCAUCAAAACAUCAUUGUUCAACGUCUCUGGUUUCACCAUUUAUAGAAUACUUAUGUGAUAGAAAAAAAUACCGUCCUCAUGAAAAACUAUCUGAUGAAAAAAUUACAAAAGAUGAUUUUGAUUUAUUGUUUCAAGCGGUUCCAAAGGACUGCUUGAUAAAAUCCAUGAAAUUCGGUAAGUUUAAUUGCUAUUAUUUAUCAUCAACUAUAAUUAAGCGUAUAGAAAUAUGAAUGAACAGAUUCAUUAAUUCAAAAUUUUACACGUCUUUAGUGACCCUAAACAAUAUAACUUUUUCAACAAAAAACACUUCGAAAUCGAAAACAUUUACAGAUGCAUCAAUUGUUUAUAAACAUCUUAAUAAAUUACAUUAUGGCAUAAUCCAAAAGAUAUUUUACGUCGAACAAGAAAGAAAGUGUUUAUUAAAAAUACAACCAUUACAGAAUACUUAUUACGACAGUUUAAAUCUUUAUGGUAAAGUCUUUGUUAAUGAAAAUGUAAUAUUCGGUACUUUAUCUCAAAACGAAUUUGAUUUAAUACCAUUAAUAAGUGUUAUCGAGAAAGCGUGUUAUUACAAAAGAAAUGAACUAUGUUACUUUGCUCGUUAUCCAAACUUUUUUGAGUCCUCCUAGAAGUUUCUUUUUUCAUAAUACUAUUCCAUGUGUUUUUCUGUAACUUCUUAUUAAAUAAAUUGAUCUUACUCUUAAUCAGUUGAACUAACCCAAUUUGUUGUAAUAAUCACUUUACGUGAAUUUCGUAGAAAAAUUCAAGCAAAUUUUCGCAUGAUAUUUUCGCUUCGAUUGUUCUUUAAAGCGAAGAAAUGGUAUGAAACAUUUAUUCCUCAAACUGUUUGAUACCGAUAAAUACAAUUUAUUCACAAUGAUGUCACGGCACAGAAAAUCGCUAGAAAACUUUUUAAUACCGUGGUUGCACAUGAUUAGACCGCGGUUUUCGGAAACAGAUGACUACCGCAAUUAUUAUAUACCGCUAUGGUUUGCUUUCAUACCGCGGUAUGUGGAGCCAGUAACUAUCGCGAUAUUCAAUACCGCGGUUGUACAUGAUUAAACCGCAGUUUUCGAAACCGCUGGAUUUAUUACCGCAAUAAAUGAUGAUUAUACCGCAGUUUUAGAAAACCGCUCAAUACCGCGAUGUUUACCACCGCGGUUCCUAAUGACUAUACCGCGGUUUUUGAAACCCCUGAAUACUGUGGUAUUUAUUACCGCAGUUUUUAAAACCACUCAGUACCGCCCUACUUACCACCGGGGUUACUGAUGAAUAGACCGCGGUUUAAAAAACCACUCAAUACCGCGGUAUUUAUCAUCCCGGUUACUGAUGACUAUACCGCGGUUUUGAAAACUGUUGAAUAUCGUGCUAUGAAAUACCGCGGUUUCCAAUUACUAUACCGCGACUUUUUGGACCGUUGAAUACCGCGGUAUUUAGAACCGCGAUUAUGAAUACGAGCAACGCGGUUUCAGAAAACCGCGGUUCAAAAAAAACGCUACCAACCGCGGUUAUCCAAUACAAACCGCGGUCGAAUGAAAAAAACCGCGGUUUCGAGCGGUUUUUCGAAAAAAUUUUUCCCGUGGGGAGAACAUAGGAGUAUAAGACAUAUAUACAAACCGUUCAACUAAAAUAAUCUGAUGAUAUAAAUGUUUAUUCUACUGUCAUUUAGAGUCUCGCGUAAACUUACUAAAUUAGAUUUUCAGUUUCCAUUCUACUGAAUUGAAAAUUAUUAUUUCUUUGGUGCC